Arctia plantaginis is the source of this 708-nucleotide messenger RNA. NCBI's taxonomy places the organism in Eukaryota, Metazoa, Arthropoda, Insecta, Lepidoptera, Erebidae. The record is from the annotation of a GenBank genome assembly.
AUGGCAGGUCGACCCUAUUAUGGUUAUGGCCAUCCUCCACACGGCUACCCACCAGGGCCGCCUGGGUAUGGCGGAGGCUACCCCCCUGGUCCACCAGGAUCUGGAGGCGGUUAUCCUCCACACAUGUAUCCCCCCGGGGGCAUCAUGUUCUACCCCGUGCAUCCCGCGUACGUCUACCCCUAUCCUGUACAGCCACCCCCUGGGGACGAGGUGUUAGUCGCGGAUAACACUACGCCGACCUUACCUGGCGAAACUGUCGAGUUACCGUGGAGUAUAUACCGUUGGGUGCCCGCUUGUUUGAUGCAGCAGAGCAUUCCGCCUGGCGCAGUGCGCGUGGGAGCAGAUCCUGAUGGUGAUGAAAUCUUCGCAGCGCGUUGUCACCACGAGGGAGAAAUUCUUCCUGCCACUGUUAUUCCCAAUAAGAAAGUGUGUUACAUUGCUUAUGGAGGAGAGCAAGUAACCAAAGAUCAGUUUGAGGUACUAGUUCCUUCGAUGUUUUCGUGGCAGUUUGCAUCUGAAGGUGAAGUGCCCCCUGGUGCAGUCGAGGCUGGGACCACAGCUGAUGGAGAAAAGCUUUACUUUGGCAGGGUCACCCAUGACGGAUGUCAAACGCCGGGCAAGAUCCACCCGAGUGCCGGUACUUGUAUAUAUCCAUUUGAAGGCGAGGAAAAGAGUAGCAGCGAAUACGAAGCUCUCGUUCUCAUAUAA